Heterotrigona itama is the source of this 607-nucleotide messenger RNA. NCBI's taxonomy places the organism in Eukaryota, Metazoa, Arthropoda, Insecta, Hymenoptera, Apidae. The record is from the annotation of a GenBank genome assembly.
AUGGAUCAAACACGAGCUGCCUCGGCAUUUGACGCAGCAGCGGUGUUCACUUAUACGUUCAUCAAGGAUCUUUCAACACUCAAUCCAGAUGACCAUCGAUCACUCGACAACAGUUCUAAGAUAAUAAAAUCAAUUGAAUUUUUUUGUUACACUUGCAUCUGCAAGGGCUCGACGUCGAAUAGGCGGGCUCAGGGUCAGAAGGUUGGUCUCGAACAUAUCGUUCGACGAUUUUUUCUUUGGUUACGCGCGGUGGUUUGUUGCGCCAGAAGCCGGACGGGGUUCCAGCAAAAAUUGCCGUCGAAAUAUUAUAUCGGAAUAUUUGAUCCUGGAAAAAUAGCAAUUGGCUACCUCGCUUUAACACCGAUUCCCAAAUGUGAGACCUGAUUCUGGUGAAACAGACUCGCUCGCUAAGGAGAACAACUCCGUUUUACAGAUUUGGUUACUGCGAGAGAACGCGGUACCAAGGUUUCUUAAAAUCAUAACGAAACUUAAUAUGUACCUUCUUGCUGUACGUACACGCGUCAAGUAUGCAGAUUUUACUCGCAACGAAGCUGAUAAGGCCAGUGAAAACGAGAAUACUGACUCGAUGACUUUAUUCAGAAAAUAU